This is a messenger RNA of Cataglyphis hispanica, 2134 nucleotides long. RefSeq lists its product as uncharacterized. NCBI's taxonomy places the organism in Eukaryota, Metazoa, Arthropoda, Insecta, Hymenoptera, Formicidae. The transcript has 3 exons. The record is from RefSeq and is a predicted model, not a curated record. The coding region runs from base 192 to 530 and encodes 112 amino acids.
GACGCGGCUCACACGCACACAGUGACAACUCCAUACAUAUAUCACGGAGCAUUCUGCGCAGUACAUGUUAUCUGAUUGUGUGCGUGUGAGUCGCGUUUACGUAGUGGCAAGACUUCAGUCCUUCAGUUGUUCAGUGCAAGUGCUCCGCGAUACAUCUCUGUAGUAGCCAUGCCUAGAUUACGAAGCGAAGGAUGUGUGCCUGCCCGAAAGGUGAGAACAUCUACGGUAUCAACAUCGAUGCCGAGAGUGACGACAUCGCCAGGAAGGAGCACGGCAACGUCGAUGUCGAUGCCGAGGGUGGCAACGGUGUCAAUGUCGGUGCCGAGGAUGGCAACGGUGUCGACGUCGAUGCCGUAAGCGACGGCAACGGCAUCAACAGCGUCAACGAGAAGGAAUAUGGCGACAUCACCGCUGGCGGCGGUUUAUCCCCGGAUCGCAAAUCCGAGGUUUAUAAGGCCAAAUAUAUAACAGCGCAUAAAGGAUGUAGUGCGCCGGCCGGUCUACCGCGAGAGAAGGCGGCAGCAGAAUAACCCGGCAUUUGCCGGAUACGGAUCCGCAGCAUCCAGAUACGCACCUAUAUUUGUACCCGCAGCAACCGGAUACGUACCCGCUAUAGCCGGAUACGCGCCCGCCCCAACCGGAUAUGUGCCCGCAACAGCCGGAUACGGAUUCGCAUCAUCCGGAUACGUGCUCGCACCAGCCGGAUACGGAUCCGCAUCAGCCGGCUACCGUUUUUAGUUUUAUAGUUAUAAAUUAUAUUGGAUUAUUCGGAAAGUAAUUUCGAUUUUUUUUCUUUCUAUAAAAUGUAUAGUUUUUCCUGCAAAAAACGAAAUUACUUUCCGAACAAUCUAAUAGAUAUAAUUGAUAAUAUAAUUAUAAGAUUAUAUAAAAAUAUAUAGAUUAUAGGAUUAUAUAGAUAGACUAUAAGAUUAUAAGUAUUAUUAUAAGAUUAUUAUUAGCGCGCACGCACAUGCGCACACAUACAUAUAUACACAUUUAUAAAAUAAAAAAUUUAUAUAUAUAUAUAUAUAUAUAUAUAUAUAUAUAUAUAUUUCUCUUUACUAUAUUUCUAUUUUUCUCAAUCUUUCUAUUUGUCUUAAUUACUUUUAUUUUGCAUGUUUAUGACUUGUAUAUUAUAUACAUAACAAAAACGUUGCAUGAAGAAAAGCUAUGCGAUAUCUGAAUCAAUUUUUUAUUCACAUGCAAAAACGCUAAAUUGUUUGGUUAUAGCAUCUUUUCUUGCUGUGCUGUUCUCGUCCUAUGUCAUUUCAUAUUAUUUUUGUUCACUUGUUAUAACAUUUCCUUUCCAUUUGCUUAUAUUAUUUUUUUAUGAAUGUAGCUUUCUGCUCUUUUUUUUCGAUACAAAUAAAUUAAUUUUUUUUUUCACAGAAUUUUUUCACAAUUUUUUUUAUGCAUUUUUAUUUCACAGAAGAUAUAUAUCAAUAAUAUACAUAUCAAUAAUACAAUACUUUCUUUUUCUGUUUUGGUAUACAUCUGUAUAAUAUAAUCGGUAUAUAUUGUUUACAUUUGUAAUAAUCAAUUCUGAUCAAUUGCUUAUUUUAUAUACAAUAGCAUUUUAUGUAAAGCAGUGUUAUGUAAAAAUAUAAUUCAUGAAAUGUGAAAAUAAAAAAAUUAAUUUAUUUAUAGGAAAGAGCAGAAAGCGACUAAAAAAAUAUAAAUAAAAAGAAAAAAUGUUAUAGUGAACGAACAGAAGUAAUAUGAAAUGACAUAAGACAAAAUACGCUGCAAAAAGCGAUGCUAUAAUCAAACAAUUUGGCGCUUUUCCGUAAGAAUAAAGAAAUGAUGGUAUCGCGUCGCUUUUCUUUGCGAACAUUUUUGUAAUGUGUAAAAGCUAUGAACAUACAAAGAUAAAGGUAAAUGAGUGAGAUAGAAAUGUAGGAAAAGUAGAGAUAGUAAAGAGAGAUAUAUAGAAUAAACAUGUAAUCAAAAAAUGCAAAGUUAAAAACACAAUUAAAGAAAAGAAAUAAGAAAUUAAUAAAAUAUAAUAAUAAAUAUAUGCAAAACAGCUAUUAACUUUUAGAUUUAAGAGAGAAGAUUGAUAGAUAUUUUUUAUAUUACCAAAUAUGCAUGUUAGUAGAAUAAAUAAAUUACUUCAACAUAAAAUGUAAAAAAA